Myotis lucifugus (little brown bat) is the source of this 2298-nucleotide messenger RNA. RefSeq names its product transforming growth factor beta 1 (gene TGFB1). Gene Ontology annotation, molecular function: type II transforming growth factor beta receptor binding; growth factor activity; type III transforming growth factor beta receptor binding. The transcript has 7 exons. Gene Ontology annotation, cellular component: extracellular region. Gene Ontology annotation, biological process: BMP signaling pathway; SMAD protein signal transduction; transforming growth factor beta receptor signaling pathway. The record is from RefSeq and is a predicted model, not a curated record. The coding region runs from base 886 to 2145 and encodes 419 amino acids. NCBI's taxonomy places the organism in Eukaryota, Metazoa, Chordata, Mammalia, Chiroptera, Vespertilionidae.
CCCGCCGCUCUAGCCGGUCCUCGCUGCCCUCUCUGCCGCCGCCCUUCGCGCCCCGGGCCGCCCCACUCCCUCCUCCCGCGGCGGAUCCACCAGACAGCUAGGCCCCGGCCGGGGGCAGGGGGGACGCCCCCUUAGGGGCACCCCCCCGGCUCGGAGCCACCCGCCGGGAGCGGAGGAAGGAGCAGCCCCGAGGCCCCAGAGUCUGAGACGAGCCGCCCCCGCCGCCGCCGCCGCCGUGGGGAGGGGGGGGAGGAGGAGCGGGAGGAGGGACGAGCUGGUAGAAGAGGAAAAAAGUUUUGAGACUUUUCCGCUGCCGCUGGGAGCCGCAGGCGCGGGGACCGCUUGGCGCGACGCUGCCCAGCGAGGAGACAGGACUCGGGGAUCCCAGAUCGCCUCGCUGCCUCGGACGCUUGCUCCGUCCCUGCCCCCCCCGCCCCCGGCGUCCCUCAGGCACCCCACUCCGGACCAGCCCUCAGGAAACGCUAACCCGACCACCGCGAAGACUUGACCCAAGACCUUGGGCGCACCCCCUGCACGCUCCCCACCCCCAGCCUCUCUCCCGAGCCCCCACGUCCAAGAGCCCUUGUCCUCCGGGAUCGAGGCAGAACCUCUGACCUGUCUCCGCUCCCCGGUUCAAGACCACCCACCUCUGGUACGAGAUCGCUCCAUCUCGGGUUUUUCCGUAGGACAACCAGCAGCCGCUCACCAGGACUCCCUGCUCCCUGGGACCUCACCUCUGCCCCUCCCCGCCCCCCCUUCACCCUCUGACUCUCCUACCUUUCGUCGGGAGACCCCCACCCCCAGCCCCAGCGGGAGCGGAGCCUCCCUUUCCCCACAGCAGCCCGGCCCGCGCUCUCCGCAGUGCCGGGGGGCGCAGCCUCCCCCAUGCCGCCCUCCGGGCUGCGGCUGCUGCCGCUGCUGCUGCCGCUGCUGUGGCUACUAGUGCUGACGCCUGGCCGGCCGGCCGCCGGACUGUCCACCUGCAAGACCAUCGACAUGGAGAUGGUGAAGCGAAAGCGCAUUGAGGCCAUCCGCGGCCAGAUCCUGUCCAAGCUGCGUCUCACCGAGGCCCCGAGCCCGGGGGAGGUGCCGUCCGGCCCGCUGCCGGAGCGCGGUAAUGCCCCUUUUACAACACCGAUGAUGGAAGAGAAGGGUUUUAGAGAGGAGGAAACGAACCCAGAGAGAGCAAGCCACUCAUCCAAGGUCAGGGUCGGACUCCAACCCAGGCGGUCAGCUCUGGAGCCCAUGCUCUUCACACUUGGGGUGCAUCAGCUCCCCUGCCACUGCCACACCCCUGACAUCCCCCUUCUCCACUCCUUCUGCCUAGAAAUCUAUAAGAAAUUCAAGCACAACUCACACAGCAUAUAUAUGUUCUUCAACACGUCGGAUCUCCGGGAAGCAGUGCCUGAACCCCACUUGCUCUUCCGGGCCGAGCUGCGCCUGCAGAGGCACAAGUUGAAAGUGGGGCAACACGUGGAGCUGUACCAGAAAUACAGCAACAAUUCCUGGCGCUACCUCAGCAACCAGGUGCUGGAUUCCGGCGACACGCCUGAGUGGCUGUCCUUUGAGGUCACUACAGUUGUGCGGCAGUGGCUGAACUACAAAGGCGAAAUCCAGGGCUUUCGCCUCAGUGCCCAUUGCUCCUGUGACAGCAAAGAUGACACACUCCAUGUGGAAAUCAACGGAAUCAGUAUGGGCCGCCGGGGUGACCUGGCCACCAUUCAUGGCAUGAACCGGCCCUUCCUGCUUCUCAUGGCCACCCCGCUGGAGAGAGCCCAGCACCUGCACAGCCCCCGAAACCGCCGAGCCCUGGACACCAACUACUGCUUCAGCUCCACGGAGAAAAACUGCUGCGUGCGGCAGCUCUACAUCGACUUCCGCAAGGAUCUGGGCUGGAAAUGGAUCCACGAGCCCAAGGGCUACCACGCCAACUUCUGCCUGGGGCCCUGCCCCUACAUUUGGAGCCUGGAAACGCAGUACAGCAAGGUCCUGGCCCUAUACAACCAGCACAACCCCGGCGCGUCGGCGGCGCCCUGCUGCGUGCCGCAGGCGCUGGAGCCCCUGCCUAUUGUGUACUACGUGGGCCGCAAGCCCAAGGUGGAGCAGCUGUCCAACAUGAUCGUGCGCUCCUGCAAGUGCAGCUGAGCCCCCUACCCCUCCCGCCCCGCCCCCGGCAGGCCCGGCCCCGCCUCCCCUUCCCCCUGCCCGUUGCGCUGGGCUGUAUUUAAGGACACCGCCCCCCUCCCCCCCUUCUCCCGGCCAAGCCCACCUCGGGGCCCAUUAAAGGUGGAGAGAGGA